Molecule: messenger RNA, 648 nt
Organism: Suillus plorans
Lineage: Eukaryota; Fungi; Basidiomycota; Agaricomycetes; Boletales; Suillaceae
Product: nonidentical kinase-1
Exons: 6
Biological process (GO): cellular hyperosmotic response; signal transduction
Cellular component (GO): membrane
Molecular function (GO): phosphorelay sensor kinase activity
Source: RefSeq, a predicted model, not a curated record
AUCGGUGGUACAUGGAAGGACUUGACGGACAACGUGAAUGUCAUAGCUGCUAACUUGACCUUACAAGUCCGAACUAUUGCUGUCGCGACCACUGCUGUCGCCCGUGGAGACUUGACUCAACAAAUCACUGGUGUCUCUGUGUCCGGAGAGAUGCUAAGCCCAGUCAACACUAUCAACGACAUGAUUGCUCAAUUGGUAAUCUUCGCCAAGGAAGUCAAGAAGGUCGCAUUCGAAGUCGGUACAGAGGGUAAAUUGGGUGUCCAGGCUGAGGUGGGCAACAUCCAGGGUAUCUGGCAAGAAAUCACGAUGUCCGUCAACACUAUGGCCGGUAACUUGACCGCACAAGUACGUGGAUUUGCCCAGAUCUCGGCAGCUGCUAUGGACGGAGAUUUCACUCGUUUCAUCGCUGUUGAGGCCAGCGGAGAGAUGGACUCUUUGAAAACACAGAUCAAUCAGAUGGUAUUCAAUCUACGUGACAGCAUCCAGGAAAAUACCGCUGCGAGCGAGGCAGCUGAGCUGGCGAACAGGAGUAAAUCUGAAUUCCUAGCAAACAUGUCGCACAAAAUCAGGACGCCCAUGAGCGGAAUUAUUGGCAUGAUGGAGCUUACUCUUGACUCUGAUUCGAAGAUCACCACGACGGCGCCGUGA